AUGUCGAGAAGGCUUAAAAAGACCCAUCUUUUCAGCAAGGAUGUUUCUGCUUUGAUGUAUGCUUAUGGAGACGUGCCUCAGCCGCUUCCGGAGUCUGUUCAUUGUUUGGACGAGUUAGUAUCAAGUUAUCUAGUAGAUAUAUGUAUGUCUGCCUAUAGAACGGCUCAAACGGUACAUAGAAACAAGAUCAAGGUAGAGGACUUCAAGUUUGUUUUGCGGAAUGACGAAGUGAAACUUGGAAGAGCGGAGGAACUGAUCAAGUUAAGCAAGAUUAUCACUGACGCUAACAAGCUGUUCAAGUCGUCGGAGGGCAAAAUGGCAAAAAGAGCAAAAGGUAUGGGCGAAUUCAACGACGAUGAUGGCGAGGACGAUGGAGAUGACGAUCAAGACGGCGAAAGAGGAGACCUAAAGAAUGAGAAGAAGGAGCCCGCCAAGAAAAGAAGAAAAACAAAGAAAAAGGGCCAGGACGAGAAACUUUGA
Messenger RNA from Lachancea sp. 'fantastica', 480 nucleotides. The record is from the annotation of a GenBank genome assembly. NCBI's taxonomy places the organism in Eukaryota, Fungi, Ascomycota, Saccharomycetes, Saccharomycetales, Saccharomycetaceae.